CUCUUCCACCUCGCCCGGCCGAUCGUAAGGACCGGCUGAUUGAGAAGCGGCGGUGGCUGCGGUUAUUGCAGCCUUUAUUCGCCCGGCACACCAUGGAGCAGCCGCGAAUCUGCAGUGUCAAUUCCGAGCCGGGAUGGUAUUUGUCGGCUCAGGACCUGGAAGAGGGAGCCCCGCUCCUCUCGCCCCCGGACACGGCAUCGCUGAAUCAUGUAUCAACUGGCACCUCCUUUGGCUUUUCUGUAUUUAAUUUAAUGAAUGCUAUUAUGGGAAGUGGGAUUCUUGGUUUGGCAUAUGUCAUGUCCAAGACAGGAAUCAUUGGAUUCAGUGUGCUGAUGUUAAUUGUUGCUACCCUUGCAUCUUAUUCUAUAUUUUUGUUGCUUACUAUGUGCAUUUACACUGCUGUCACGUCUUACGAAGAUCUUGGGCUCUUUGCAUUUGGUUCCCCUGGGAAGGUUAUUGUGGCCAGUACAAUCAUUAUACAGAAUAUUGGAGCUAUGUCUUCUUAUCUUUAUGUCCUUAAAUCCGAACUUCCUGGUGCUAUUGCAGGAUUUCUCAAUGGAGACCAUAGUGGUUCUUGGUAUCUUGAUGGAAGAUUACUGUUGCUGAUUACCUCAGUUUGUAUCGUCUUCCCUCUAGCACUUCUUCCUAAAAUUGGCUUUCUUGGCUACACAAGUAGUUUAUCAUUUUUCUUUAUGGUGUACUUUGCUCUUGUGAUAAUAAUUAAAAAGUGGUCAAUUCCUUGUCCUCUGCCACUAACCUUUGCUACAGGAUUCUCCCAGGUUUCAAACUCUACUGGGGACUGUAAUGCACAACUGUUUAAUUUCUCCAAAGAGACUGCUUAUGCCAUUCCAACUAUGGCUUUCUCAUUUCUCUGCCAUACAUCAGUACUGCCAAUUUAUUGUGAGCUCCAAAGUCCAUCCAAAAGCAGGAUGCAAAAGGUUGCCAACACAGGAAUUGCUCUCAGCUUUCUAGUUUAUUUCCUGUCAGCACUAUUUGGAUACCUCACUUUUUACAACCACGUGGAUUCAGAAUUGCUCCAAGGAUACAGCAAGUACUUGCCCCGUGAUACAGUCAUCCUGACAGUAAAACUGGGAAUCUUAUUUGCUGUGCUGCUGACGGUGCCUCUAAUUCACUUUCCUGCAAGAAAAGCUGUAAUGAUGAUAUUUUUUUCACAUCUUCCUUUCUCCCUAAUCCACCACAUUUUUAUCACUUUAGUAUUAAAUGCAAUUGUUGUUUUGCUCGCAAUGUAUGUUCCUGACAUCAGACAACUUUUUGGAGUAGUUGGGUCUACCACUUCAACAUGCUUGCUCUUUGUAUACCCUGGACUGUUUUAUCUUAAGAUUAGUACAGAAGACUUUAUAUCAUGGCAAAAACUUGGGGCAUGUGCCCUGCUAGUUUUCGGCCUCCUUGUUGGUCUUCUCAGUUUAUCAGUAAUCAUAUACAGUUGGGGCCACCAUUGAAAGUAUUCCUGUCUGCUAAAAACUAGAAUUGUACCUAGGAAGGGGUGCUAAAAUGAAUAAUUUCCACAGUGUUUUAAAUAAAAUGUGCUGAAGAGAGUUGAGUGAUAGCAUUCUACAGAACUCUGUGUUACCUUGCAUAUUAACAACUACUUGAAAUAGUUGGAGGGAUUAAUUCAGAGCUCUAGAAUGAAAUGCUCUUAAUUUUUGAUGACAUCCUGCUCUACUGCAUCUUACCAUCCAGUCCUAAAAAAUCCUUAUUGAUGUCUGAUCUUGAUCAUCGCCUGAAUGAGGAAUACAAAGCUGAAAUUCAAUCCAUUAACUCAGUGGUUCCCAAACUUGGCAACUUUAAGACUUGUGGACUUCAACUCCCAGAAUUCUCCAGCCAGCUCUGCA
Molecule: messenger RNA, 1853 nt
Organism: Thamnophis sirtalis
Lineage: Eukaryota; Metazoa; Chordata; Lepidosauria; Squamata; Natricidae
Gene: SLC38A6
Product: solute carrier family 38 member 6
Biological process (GO): L-glutamine transport; amino acid transmembrane transport
Cellular component (GO): plasma membrane
Molecular function (GO): L-glutamine transmembrane transporter activity
Source: RefSeq, a predicted model, not a curated record